AGAGCUUCACCCACCUUCAUACACCUUUAUCCACCAUCAUCUUAUACACCAUCAUCUUCUACACCAUCAGCUUCUACACCAUCAUCUUCUACACCAUCAGCUUCUACACCAUCAUCUUCUACACCCUCAGCUUCUACACCAUCAGUUUCUACACCAUCAUCUUCUACACCAUCAGCUUCUACACCAUCAGCUUCUACACCAUCAGCUUCUACACCCUCAGUUUAUACACCAUCAUCUUCUACACCA
This is a messenger RNA of Austrofundulus limnaeus, 246 nucleotides long. Its product is annotated as gamete and mating-type specific protein A-like. Lineage: Eukaryota; Metazoa; Chordata; Actinopteri; Cyprinodontiformes; Rivulidae. The annotation marks the transcript as partial. The record is from RefSeq and is a predicted model, not a curated record. The transcript has a single exon.